UUUUUCUUAUCUUGAAGCGACGCGCUCUCUUCUCCAUUUCUGCUGCCAUAUACUUCAUUCAAUUCAGCGGGAUUAAUUCAAGAAAAGUCACUUAUUGUAUUUGUUUGUUUUGUGGCGUGAGCGGAGACUUUGAGGAAGAAAUACUCGACAAUAGAAGAUGAAGUUGCAGUGGCUUUGGACAUGUCUCCUGCUCUUUUCUGUACUUGUGGUAACAUGGGCCCAGGAGGAUGAGCUGGAGGAUGAUGAAGAGGCACAUGUGGAGGAUGGAGAGGUGGGCUCUGAGGCAGACAGCAGUGAAGUACAAGCUGAUGCUAAAGUCUCUUUUCAGGUCACAUAUAAGACCCCUGUACCCACUGGUGAGGUUUUCUUUUCCGAAACCUUUGAUGAUGGAUCUCUCAGCAGAUGGAUAAAGUCCAAAACAAUGAAAGAUGAUGCAGAUGAGGAUAUUGCUAAAUAUGAUGGCAAAUGGGAGGCGGAAUCUCUGAAGGAGAACAAAGUGCCUGGCGACCUGGGUUUGGUGCUGAAGUCUCGAGCAAAACAUCACGCCAUCGCAUCUCCUCUCAACAAACCAUUCAUCUUCAAGAACAAACCACUCGUGGUGCAGUAUGAAGUCAAUUUUCAAGAUGGUAUUGACUGUGGCGGUGCCUACAUUAAAUUACUCUCUGACUCCCCCGACCUGGACUUGGAGCAGUUUCAUGACCGUACACCAUACACCAUCAUGUUUGGGCCCGAUAAGUGUGGAGAAGACUACAAACUGCACUUCAUCUUUAGGCAUAAAAACCCUCUGAAUGGAGAUUUUGAGGAGAAACAUGCCAAGAGGCCCGACACAGACCUCAGAAAGGUGUACUCGGACAAGAAAACACACCUCUACACCCUGGUUCUGAACCCAGAUAAUACAUACGAGAUAUUUAUCGACCAAUCCAGUAUUGGCAAAGGAAGCUUGCUGACUGAUGUGGUUCCACCUGUAAACCCACUUAAAGAGAUUGAUGAUCCCAAUGACUCUAAACCAAGUGACUGGGAUGAGAGAGCUAAGAUUCCUGACCCAGAAGCAGUCAAGCCUGAUGACUGGGAUGAGGAUGCUCCUGCAACAGUGCCAGAUCCGGAUGCAGUGAAACCUGAGGGCUGGCUGGACGAUGAGCCUGAGUUUAUCCCAGAUUCUACAGCUGAGAAACCGGAAGACUGGGAUGAGGAGAUGGAUGGUGAAUGGGAAGCUCCUCAGGUUCCUAACCCUGCAUGUGAAACUGCUCCUGGCUGUGGCGAGUGGAAACCUCCCACAAUCAAUAACCCCAUGUACAAGGGUAAAUGGAAGGCUCCGCUAAUAGACAACCCUAACUACCAGGGUGUGUGGAGUGCACAGAAGAUCCCAAAUCCAGACUACUUUGAAGAUCUGGAACCGUUUAAGAUGACCCCGGUCCGGGCUGUGGGACUGGAGCUGUGGUCCAUGACAUCCGACAUCUACUUUGAUAACUUCAUCAUUAGUGCAGAUAAAGAGGUGGCAGACCGCUGGGCUGCAGAUAGCUGGGGGCUCAAAAAACUGGUGGCUAGUGCAAAUGAGCCGGGGGUGUUUAGUCAGCUGGCUUUGGCAGCGGAGGAGAGGCCGUGGCUGUGGAUAGUCUAUAUUCUGACGGUUGGCCUGCCGGUUGGCCUGGCUGUUCUUUUUUGCUGGCCAAAGAAGUCUGAGGAUGAUUAUGUCUAUAAGAAAAUUGAUCCACCCAAAAGGGAAGAGGUAGAAGAAGAAGAAGAAGAAGAAGAAGAGGAGGAGGAGGAGGAUGAAGAGGGAGAAGAGGAAGAGCAGGAGAAAGAAAAGCAAGAGGACACGGCUGAAGCAGAGGAAGCUGCCGAACAAACUGCAGACACUGCAGGCAGAUCCGAAGUAGAAGCUGAAGAAGCUGAAGAAGCUGAAGGAGAAGCUCCAGAUGAGGAGGAAGAGGAAACUAGUAAAUCGAAUGACAUUCCUUCAGAUGAUGAGAUGAAGGACGCUGAUGAGGGAUUUGACAGCACUGUAGAUGGACAGAAACAGGCUGUGAGAAAAAGAAGAGUACGGAAGGACUGAAGGGCCUGUUUCCUAUCCUGUCUACCUGUUCCCUUUUUCUCUUCCUCCUUUUCUCACCCUCUCUGCCUCUUUAAAUGCUGCAUGCCCCUGGCUUUGUGACAACCACAGGCUCCACCAUUCCACCAGAGAUCCUUCUUCUCUUUCCUGUUAUCUUAGUCUUCCUCUUCACCUUAGUUUCUAUGGGUCACACUUUCAAUUUAGCCAUACCUGUAAAAACUCUGCUGUAUUUCCUCAUCGGGGGAUUGAAUAAGUAGCAUUGAAACCAGAUUUUACGUCUGACUGCGCACAUACUGAUAUGAAGGGUAAGAAAAAAAAGGAUGCAUUUGGAUGGAAAUCGUUUCAAACCCGACAUUAAGUUUGUGAUUAUUUCAAAAAGUGUUCUUUAACUUAUUUACAAAGAUUUAGCACCAGUGUUGUGUGUUUAAGUUAUGCAGUUUUUAGCUAUAUUGUUUAAAAGAAAGUGCACUGAACAUAUUUAUUAUUUGUAUGUUGUUUUAGAAAAAGAUGUAGGUCUUAAUCUUGUUUUCUGUAGUACUCACUCACAAUUAGAUUACAGUUAGGAAGAGUUUGACUUGAGAAUCGGAAUCUGUUUCUACACAAUCUGUCGACACUAUAUGGCUCGGCAAACUGAAGCUAUUUUAAACACUGAUGAUAAUGGAUAUUAUUCUCUUCAAACUUUCAUUUAGAGCUCGUUAUUCUACACAAGUCCGAUGAGGUACACAAGAAAAUGCAAGCAAAGCUGAUGUGAGCAACUAAAAUGUAAUUUCAGAUUCCUGUGUUAAUUACGUGUGGACCAAAAGAAUUUAGUCAAUCAGCGUUAAUGUUUAUUGCAAUAGUUUGACCAAAAAUGAAAUGUACAUAAUUUUCCCUUUAGCAUUGACUGCACCAAUGCACCAUUUUGGUAGCCAUUAUUACCCAGAGCUAAAAGAGUGUUAUGCUUUCUGUUGAUAUUAGCACAAAAAACUCUUUCCAUAUAGGGAAAAACCCACUAAGUGUGAAAGCACCUUAAAAAGGUAACCAGUCUUCACUGACAGAUGGUGCUUGGGAUAAGGGGAACAUGGAGACAUUUCAUUUUUGGAGCUAUUUCUUCGAGAUAAGCUGAGACUAUAGCCAUCGGCACACAGAACAAUACACUGUGAGCCUUCAUCUCUCACACAGGAUACUUUCAACUCUACAGAAAAUGACAAGCGAUGCUACUAUCUUUUGUUCUGUUUUUGGUUUGUCACAUAAGAAAUGCUUUUAAGGUUUGUUGGUUUGUAACACUGCAGUUGGAAAUAAACAUUUACUACAAACCA
Tachysurus vachellii is the source of this 3348-nucleotide messenger RNA. It is a transcript of the gene clgn, whose product is annotated as calmegin. Gene Ontology annotation, biological process: protein folding. The transcript is spliced from 15 exons. Gene Ontology annotation, cellular component: endoplasmic reticulum membrane; endoplasmic reticulum. The coding region runs from base 158 to 2053 and encodes 631 amino acids. Gene Ontology annotation, molecular function: calcium ion binding. The record is from RefSeq and is a predicted model, not a curated record. NCBI's taxonomy places the organism in Eukaryota, Metazoa, Chordata, Actinopteri, Siluriformes, Bagridae.